GACAUGCUUGGCAUCUUCCAAGCUCUCUUUUCCCAUUUCCCAAUUCCAAACAACAGCAAACAUUUAUUGCCGCAUGUACUUUUCCGUAAAAGUGGCUUGUAUUAUUUUUGCUUCAUGAAUGCCUUCCCGGAUUUCCAAAUGGCCAAAUCUUUCGAGCACAUCAAGAGACCCAUGAACGCCUUCAUGGUUUGGUCCAGGGGCCAAAGACGAAAGAUGGCUGAGGACAAUCCAAAGAUGCACAACUCGGAAAUCAGUAAGAGGCUCGGAGCCGAGUGGAAGCUACUCACCGAUGCGGAGAAGCGUCCUUACAUCGACGAGGCGAAGAGACUGCGGGCUCAGCAUAUGAGGGAACACCCGGACUACAAGUACAGACCCAGGCGCAAGCCCAAGACUCUUCUCCAGAGGGAGCGCCUCGUCUUCCCGCUGCCUCCAGUGGAGCACUUGAAGGGAUUCUCCGCGGACUCCUUUCUUCUGAAAGGGGAUAAAAGCGUACCUUUCCUGCAGGCGCCUUCUACCGCUACGUCGCUGCUGGAGAUCAGCACCGGAGCUGUCCAGCGGAUGACCGAGUUCCAGCACCCUCUGAGCGCUGCAGCUCGACACGCCUUCGGAUACCACACCGGAGGGGUCGGGGGGCUGGCUUGCCUCGGACAGCACACCCAAGUUUCACCCGGCAGCCCCUACGUGGUGCCGUGUAACUGUGGAGCCUGGUCUGCCGCCGGUCUGCAGCCUCAAGUGGCAUACAUACUCCUCCCGGGAGGGAUGAGCAAAGGCGGCAUGGACGGGUACUCAUCACCGGGAUCCAGUGCGUAG
This is a messenger RNA of Doryrhamphus excisus (bluestripe pipefish), 810 nucleotides long. RefSeq names its product transcription factor Sox-14-like. Gene Ontology annotation, molecular function: DNA-binding transcription activator activity, RNA polymerase II-specific; RNA polymerase II cis-regulatory region sequence-specific DNA binding. Gene Ontology annotation, biological process: neuron differentiation; negative regulation of transcription by RNA polymerase II; positive regulation of transcription by RNA polymerase II. The record is from RefSeq and is a predicted model, not a curated record. Lineage: Eukaryota; Metazoa; Chordata; Actinopteri; Syngnathiformes; Syngnathidae. Gene Ontology annotation, cellular component: nucleus.